AUGAUCAGUUGGACAGCAGUGCUUCUGCUUAUUUUAUUGUAUCUUCUCAUUCUUCCCGGUCAAGCUGUAUUAUCAUACGAGCCACAAAUCAGUUAUUUUGAUGGGUCAAAUUAUCUGGAUAACUGCCGGUCUAAGUUGGAACGUCAUGUAACAGCUUUGUCUGGUUUAUUGAUAUCACAUCAGAUGUAUGGAAGCAUACCGUAUAAUUCUUCUAAAAAUUGUUUCCUUUUGAUAACAGCGCCGGCUGGUUAUCGGAUACGUUUGCGCGUUCUGGAUUUUAAUGUUCUGGGUGAUGCACAUAACUGUGAUAAAGAUACACUUCAUGUUUUUGAUCAUGAAAAACCGAUUAAUCCGCAAACGCUACGUGACUCGUCUCAGGAAGAUACCUCUCCGGGACCCAUUCUUGGUCAAUUUUGUGGUACUAUCAGAAAUGCCAGUGAGUUAGCAGUGUCAACCGAGAACGCAUUAACUCUCUGGUGGCACACAGAUGCUCAGACAUCAUUUCAUCGUAGUGGUGAAGGAUUCCGUUUGCUGUGGUCUGCAUUUCGCAAAUCAAACGUCGCACCAUGCAGUGCUCAACGGGAAUUCACUUGCAAGAACCAGGAAUGUAUUGCUGCAGAACUUGCUUGCAAUCGUUAUCCAGAUUGUAAGGAUGAAUCAGAUUUAAUACGUGAACUGCAAAUUGCCCACAAAUGCGAUUUUUUGACAGAUGAUCCGUUAGGCUCAUUAACUGGUCUCACACUCUUACUCAUCUGCAUGGCUGCAGUAAGUUUGUGUGCAUGCUUGUGUAUCUGUGCAUGCAUUUGUUGUAAAUGUAUGAAAACUCCUGACAAAUCUUGCACGACCACCGUGGAUUCAUUGAUGGAAAGAACACCCUGUUGCACUGCCAAUGAUACAGCGAAAUUGCAACAACCAACACCACCAACAUUUUAUCCACCGUCUCCUCCGGCAUUGCCACUACCAACCGGAAACAAGUUUUCACAGCAAAGGACUGUAGUAAACAGGUGA
This is a messenger RNA of Thelazia callipaeda (thelaziosis nematode), 1008 nucleotides long. The record is from the annotation of a GenBank genome assembly. NCBI's taxonomy places the organism in Eukaryota, Metazoa, Nematoda, Chromadorea, Rhabditida, Thelaziidae.